Triplophysa dalaica is the source of this 2085-nucleotide messenger RNA. Its product is annotated as CMP-N-acetylneuraminate-beta-galactosamide-alpha-2,3-sialyltransferase 1-like. Lineage: Eukaryota; Metazoa; Chordata; Actinopteri; Cypriniformes; Nemacheilidae. The transcript is spliced from 7 exons. The record is from RefSeq and is a predicted model, not a curated record. Gene Ontology annotation, molecular function: beta-galactoside (CMP) alpha-2,3-sialyltransferase activity. The coding region runs from base 216 to 1187 and encodes 323 amino acids.
UCGACCAGAAGUCAUAAAACAGCUCUCAAUGAAAACACUCAGCUCUAGUGUCUGCUUUCCACAACACAACGGAGAUUCAUCCCGUGCGUAACCUCCGGGGAUUAAAAUUGUUUCAGUUACCUUAAAAAUCUGUCAAACAAACCAAAGAAGGUCUACUCUGCUUUCCUAAUAUCUGGCGACUCCAAACUCCAGAGGUGGCAAUCGUUUUACACACAAUGAGGCAUCACCACCGCUAUUUGACUUUACUCCUCAUCUCCACUUUUCUCCUCUUCUGUUUUUACUUUCAAAACUCAGUGGUUAUUUCUACCUAUAAUUCUUAUUUUCGUAAUGAGACCGAGCGCGCUCCGUGCGCGUGUGGCGACUGUCCGCUGGACCGGGGGCGCGCGGACUGGUUCAGUGCGUGUUACGAACCGACAGUCCAUCUGCUGCUCAACAGCAGCAACAGCGUGUUACGCGCAGACGUCUUCAGGUGGUGGAAGGAUCUUCAAAAUGUAACACGUGUUGCCAACUACACAGAGGUGGUGAAGAACCUGUUUCCGCUCUUUCCGGAUAAAGAACACUACUCAGAUGCAGGUCCAGAUCGCUGCAGAACCUGCGCUGUGGUCGGGAACUCCGGGAACCUGCUGAGAUCCCAUUAUGGACCUCUCAUAGAUUCCAAUGACUUUGUCAUGAGGAUAAAUAAGGGUCCAUCGGAAGGUUUUGAGAAGGAUGUUGGUUCCAGAACCACUCACAGGAUCAUGUACCCUGAGAGCUCUGUGGAUAUGGACAACUCAACUCACCUGGUGUUUUAUCCUUUUAAGAUUCUGGAUAUGGAGUGGCUCAUCAGUGCCUUCACCACUAAAAACAUCAACAAAACAUAUAUAGAAGUGCCAUCCACAAUAAAGGCUAAUAAGGACAAGGUGAUGAUACUCCACCCAGAAUUUAUGAAAUAUGUUUAUAUGAAUUGGACGGACAGUCACGGGAGAUAUCCAUCCACAGGCUUCCUAACGCUGAUGUUCGCUCUGCACAUCUGUGAUGAGGUGAAAGUUUUCGGGUUUGGAGCUACUAAGGCUGGAAAGUGGCAUCAUUAUUUUGAUGAAACGUUGACUCUGUAUGUCAAUGAAAGUCAUGCUGGAGACUUUGAAUAUCAGACAAUCCGUCGACUUGAGCAGGAGAAGAGGAUUGUGAUGUUCAAGGGUUGGACAUGAACAAAAAUGUUUUGGAAACAUUGGCAGAACGUAUUAGCAUACAUAAAGUAGGCAUAAAAUAUAAAUAUACUUUACUUAUCCUGAAUGAAUUGAUUCUGAAGUACGCAGGAUUCAGAUGCCUUCACUGGAGAAAAAGAGAGAAAAGGAUAUGAAAACAUAAUGAAAUACUGUCAAUCACAGUAAAAUGACCUCCAGCAAAUUGAAUGUGCCAAUAAAUACACUGUACAAAAACUGACCUUCACCAAUCUUCAAAGUCAAUUUGUUGUAUUGGAUAUCUAUAUACUAUUAUUGCGUUUGUAUUUAAUAUUAGAAGAAUAAUGUUAUUUAUAAAUAAAAUAUAAAUGACUUGGAAAGGGGGACGCAUAUGUUUCACUGAUAAAAAGUAAAAACAAGUUUGAAAUGUGAUACGUUCAUGCGAGACUUUCUAUGCAUUCAAGAUGUGCAGUAGAGCAACAACAACAUAACAACACAGCCAAAGAAAUGUAAGAGAUAUGUAAACAAUUACUUCAAUAAACAGAAGCAUUGACAGAGAACCUUUAUGUUUACAUGUUUGUUUUACUCAGGAUCAGAUUCACAGCACAAAACAAUAUGUUAGUCCAAUAGAGAUGAUGCUGUAAUAUAAGGCUUGUGUUCUGUUGUUAUGGGUCUGACAUUAGGCUUCUGGAAGAAAGAGGUCAAACUGUGUUUCAGUAGGUUAACAAUGUGUCAUUCAAGUUAAUAAAGCUGUAGUUUCAUCCUGUUUGUAUGCCAUGUAAUGUAUAACAACAUUUCCCCAAAUGUCUCAAUUACUCACAAGUACUUUGUUAAGAUUGUUGUCUUCAAGCAUGCAUUGACUGUUAAAUUGUUUUUGGUGAUUCAUAUUUUCCUAUUAAAGGCACAAAGAGCUAUUUUUAACAUG